Zasmidium cellare ATCC 36951 is the source of this 1617-nucleotide messenger RNA. RefSeq lists its product as uncharacterized. The transcript is spliced from 6 exons. Bases 1 to 1617 code for a protein of 538 amino acids. The record is from RefSeq and is a predicted model, not a curated record. Gene Ontology annotation, molecular function: CoA-ligase activity. Lineage: Eukaryota; Fungi; Ascomycota; Dothideomycetes; Mycosphaerellales; Mycosphaerellaceae. Gene Ontology annotation, biological process: secondary metabolic process.
AUGAAUGCUUUGAGCAGGGGAAAGCUCAUUCCAACCAUAGACAUACUGUCGUACUAUUUUGACGAGCCUCAAUUCGAUCAGAACAAGCCUUUGUACAUUGACGCCCUCGACCCAGAACGAUUCUGGACGGCAGCGCAGUGCCACAAGGCGAUUCGACAACUGGCUGCGGGUUUCAAAGCCGCAGGACUUUCCCAAGGCGAUUGCGUGUCGAUACACUCCUUCAAUGAUAUUAAUUACUCGGUUCUUGUGAACGGAAUUGCAGGAUUUGGUGGAGUGUAUACGGGUACAAACCCAGCGUAUCAGACAUAUGAACUGGUUCAUCACCUGAAAGCAUCCAAGGCUCGCCUAAUAGUCGUCGCACCAGAGCUGCUGGAUGCUAUCACUGCUGCUGCGCAACGAGUGAAGAUUUCAAAUGAUCGCAUUCUAAUUUUCGAUGACCAGGGCCAGAAAGGAUACAAGUCGUGGAGAAGUCUGUUCGACCAUGGCGAAAUUGACUGGCCACACUUUGACAACCUGGAGACUUCGAAGGACACUGUGCUUGCGCGGCUCUUUAGUAGCGGUACAACCGGACUUCCAAAAGCUGCACAACUCAGCCAUUACAACUUGAUUGCCGAACACCGUCUAUUCACAGAAUGGAACCCUACAACCUGGGAACGAAGAAGGAUUGUGAUUCUGCCAAUGUUCCACGCCGCCACAGCUCCACUGGCGCAUUAUGCUUCUCUCCGUUCGGGUGAUGAAUGCUACGUCGUGAAGAAGUUCGACCUCGAGACUUUCUUCAAAGUUGUGGAGAAGUACCAGAUCACUGAAGGCGCCUUCGUUCCUCCGGUCAUCCAUGCUAUCGUGAACUCGCCCCUGUCGAAGAAAUACAGCUUGAAGUCCAUUCGAAUUGGUCAUGCCGGUGCCGCUCCCGUCGAUAAAUGGUCUCAGUCGAAGCUCAAGGCCCUUAUGGCACCCGAUGCGCCUCUCACGCAGGUUUGGGGCAUGACAGAAACGUCUUGUACUUGCUCUAUGAGCCGGUAUCCCUUGGACGAUGCGACAGGCUCAGUUGGCAACAUGCUGCCAAACAUGGACUCCAAAUUAGUUGACGAAGAUGGCAACGAUAUCUCUGGAUAUGAUCGUCGAGGCGAGCUUUGCGUCCGAGGGCCCCUCGUAUGCCAGGGGUACUUCGAUAAUCCAGAAGCCAACGCCAGAGACUGGGACUCAGAUGGCUUUUUCCAUACCGGAGACAUUGCUUAUAGAGACGGGAAGUCCAAGCUAUGGUACAUAGUCGAUCGGAAGAAGGAGCUCAUCAAGGUUCGGGCAAACCAAGUUAGUCCAAGCGAGUUGGAGGCCGUGCUGUUACAGCAUCUCAAGAUUGGAGACACCGCGGUCAUCGGUAUGCCAUCCAAAGAUUUUGGUGAAACCCCUCUCGCAUAUGUGGUAAAGAGGCCAGACGUCGAAUUGACUGAAGCUGAGGUCAAGAAAUAUAUUAUCGAACGCCUGGCAAAGUACAAGCAACUAGGAGGCGUGGUAUUCAUAGACGCACUACCUAGGUCGGCGAGUGGCAAGCUUUUAAAGCGAAUAUUGCGGGAAGAGAUGAUGAAGACGGUCAAUGCGGAGGCAAAGCCCCGAUUGUAG